AUGACCGCUGGGACGGUGUCGAAAAAAUUCAGAACAACCGUAUGGAUUUCGAUCGCAUUCAUUGUCGCCUUCCUGAUAACCUUCGUCAUCCUUGCUGUUGCGCAAUGCCUACCCGUGGAAGCAUACUGGCUGCGGCUUAAUCCCGUCUGGGCAACGACACACAAGUACAAAUGCAUCAAUGAACCGGUUGGCGUUAUCAUCGCAGGAAGUAUCAGCAUAGUACAGGAUUUCAUCGCAUGUGGCCUGCCCAUCAUGCUUUUCUGGAAACUACAAAUGCCUCGACGGCAGAAGAUUGCGUUAGGCAUUAUUUUUGGGGUCGGAGCAUUCCUAUGCGUCGCCGGCAUUCUCCGCCUAUAUUAUGUCUACCACUACUUCUACCUGACCGGUGACGGCACCUGGACCGCUCAUGAUAUCUGGAUCUGGGCCGUGGUCGAAUCGCACAUGGCCAUCGUCUGUGCCUCGGCGCCUGCGCUGAAAGUCUUCUUCAAGAAGAUACUUAAUGCCAGCGGGCUUGGCUCACAUCUCAGCGGCUCACUCAAACGCGCGAGAGGUCACAGCCGUAGUAAAGGCUAUGGUGGGAACACAUCGCCAUCUCAGAAUACCAAAGAUGACCCGAGCAUCGGCUACAAUGCUUCCGCGAGCAGAGGAGGGUCGAACGAGAUGCCUAGACUCAAGAAUAGCUGGACACGUGACGUGGAGCUAGCGAACAUCAAGGUGGCGCGUGAGGUGGAUGUCAUCUACGAGAUAAGAGACAUGGACGUGGAUGGCGACGCUUCGUCGGGGCGCAGCAGCGCGGAGCUUAAGCCUGUGGAGCCGAGAAGGUUCCAUUACCCCAACCGGAAUGUCGAAGGCCGAAUAUGGCAGCAGUAG
Molecule: messenger RNA, 870 nt
Organism: Coniosporium apollinis CBS 100218
Lineage: Eukaryota; Fungi; Ascomycota; Dothideomycetes
Exons: 2
Coding region: 1-870 (289 amino acids)
Source: RefSeq, a predicted model, not a curated record